This is a messenger RNA of Apis florea (little honeybee), 1353 nucleotides long. It is a transcript of the gene Syx13, whose product is annotated as syntaxin 13. Lineage: Eukaryota; Metazoa; Arthropoda; Insecta; Hymenoptera; Apidae. Gene Ontology annotation, cellular component: membrane; SNARE complex; endomembrane system. Gene Ontology annotation, biological process: vesicle fusion; vesicle-mediated transport; intracellular protein transport. The record is from RefSeq and is a predicted model, not a curated record. Gene Ontology annotation, molecular function: SNAP receptor activity; SNARE binding.
AUGCAAUUUGUUUUUAUUUUUAGAAUGGCUUAUAGUUCUCAAACAUAUGGGUCCACAGAUCAACGGACAGAUGUACCUGAUGUAGGAUUUAGUCCUACUGAACUUUAUAGUCUCAGUGAAAAUAUUACAACUAAUAUAUAUACAAUUAAUACAAGUUGGAGAACACUUGAACGAGCAUAUAAAAAUGUUGGAACCAAUAAAGAUAAUCAGGGUCUAAGAGAUAAGGUACAUGUCACACAAUUAAGCACAAAUCAAGUAGUAACACAAACAAGUAAAGAUAUUGCAAGACUGACAGUGUUAAUGAGGCGAGGUGAUAAACAACAGAAGUUGCAAAUUGAGAAACUCACUACUGAUUUCAAGGAUGCUUUGCAAAGAUAUUCAGAUAUGCAAAAGUCAAUUGUGGAAAAAAUGAAGAGGCAUAUUUUGCUUACAACUAGUAUAGAAAAUCCUAUGAAUUCAGAAGAAGAGGAACAACAACGUUUACUUCAAGCUCAGGAGGAUGAACACAGAGUGACACAAAGGAAUCUUGAAUUUCAACAAGGUUUACUGUUAGAAAGAGAAGAUAGAAUAAAACGGAUCGAAGGAGAUAUUUUGGAUGUGAACCAAAUAAUGCGUGAAUUGGCAGCAUUGGUAUAUCAGCAAGGAGAUACAAUCAAUACAAUAGAUAAUCAUAUAGAAAAUGUACAUGGGAAUGUUGAACUAGGAGCACAAGAGUUAAUCAAGGCAAGUAAUUACCAAAGUAAAUAUCGACGAAAAGUUUUUGUCCUAUUGUUACUCGCAAUUAUAGUCGUUAUUAUAUUAAUUAUUGUUCUAGUCACUAAAUUAAGUUAGCGCUCCUAAUUAUCCUAGAUACUGCGAGCGAAUGGAAAGGGUUGUCUCAAUCUAUCUUACUGAUUGUAAAACUAAUAUUAUGGAAAAAUAUAAAUUGUCACUUUAUGUAUCAGAUAUGCAAUAUGGGGAGAGGAUAGACUUAUUUUAUAUUCAUUUGUAAAUUGAUUAAUUCAAACACAUUAUUUUUGUUUAUCUUUGAACUUGUAAACAUAUAUUAUUUUCAUUGCAUAUUUGUUUCUUAUUUUCAUUUUAAAUCAAUUAAAAUUUAAUAAUUUAGAUUAAAAUUACAUGUACAAGGAUAUUAAGUAUCUGCAUUAUUCUUUAUAACAUUUGUAAUAGAAACAAAUCUUUAUUUUUGUUACAUGAAAAAAUUAACACAAUAUUGAUUAUUAUAAAGAAAUAAUUUUUGUCGUACCUGUAACCUAUUAUUUAGCAAAAUCUUCGAUAAAUUUUAAUUGUAUUAUACAUUAUUUUCACAAUAAAUUGUACAGCAUUACAAAUACAACAAGUGUUUAAGUAAAA